Drosophila guanche is the source of this 1372-nucleotide messenger RNA. RefSeq names its product gastrula zinc finger protein XlCGF28.1. The transcript has a single exon. Bases 12 to 1052 code for a protein of 346 amino acids. NCBI's taxonomy places the organism in Eukaryota, Metazoa, Arthropoda, Insecta, Diptera, Drosophilidae. The record is from RefSeq and is a predicted model, not a curated record.
GCUCAAAUCGCAUGUGGCAACGCUUAUGGCGACGCGAAAAAAAACUAAAUUUUUACUUGUUGGAGCCCCGGAAAAAAGAAAUGGCGAUUCAAACGCUGGAGGAGGCCGACAUCGACUGGGAUUCACUUAUCGAAGAGUGCGAGGAGUCCGAAGAGUCCGACGAAGAGUGGGUCAACUCGAUAAUAGUAGAAGAACCCGAAGAGGAGCUGGCAGCAAUGAUGGUGGAUCAGGACGAAGCAGAAGAUGACCCUGGAGACUGGAUAAUACAGCAGGAGGCGGAAGAGGAGGAAUUAGAGCCCGGAGAGUGUAGACCAGGUCCAUGCCAUGCAGCGUUUCGCGUGCCCUGGGCCUGCACACGCUGCCCCCUGCGCUUCGUCAGCCACGAGAAGCUCAUCGCCCACCGGCGCAUGCAUCCCCGAACGCGCAGGGACAACCGACCGCCAGCGUCCAUCUUCACGUGCAAUGAGUGUGGCAAGGAGUUCAAACGCCGCCGCUGGCUCGACGAGCAUAUGCGCACCCACACGGGCGACCGGCCGUACAAGUGCUCCGAUUGCGGGGCCCGUUUCGCUCAGAACAGCAACCUUAGUGUCCAUAUUCGAACGAAGCACCUCAAGGAGGCCCUGCACCAGUGCCCCAAGUGCCCCGAUCGCCGAUUCACCCGCCGACGUCUGCUCCAGCAGCACCUCAAGACGGUGCACCUGAAGCUGUUCGAUCUAGCCUGCGAGCAGUGCGGCGCCAGCUUCUCGCACCAAACCUACCUCAAGAAGCACAUGCUGGUCCAUGGCUGUAACAAAGCCUACAGCUGUCACAUAUGUGGCAAACAGUUCUGCCGGCUAGAAAACCGAAACUCUCACCUCUUUGUCCACAGCACGCGCAAGCCCUACAUCUGCACUGUGUGCGGCACAGGCUUCUCGAGAAAAGCGCAUCUGCUGCAGCACAUUCAGUUCAAGAACCACCCCAACGAGGUGAUCCAGCGGCAAAAGCCCCACUUUAGCGACAUGCUCAACCAGUUCACCCGCAAGGAGAUUGGUGGAGCAGUUCAGUUCAAUUGAAUUGCAAUUAAUCGUACGCUUGCAUCCUGCAUAGUCGACAUAUCCGAGAUAUAAGAGUAUUCACACGGCUACCAUCCAUAUAACGUACCCUUUCUGGUCAUUCGUUUUGUUUAAUUAACGUUAGUCAAGUAGACUCUUAAGAUCGAGCUUUAAUUUAAGAACAUUUUAAAUGAAUUUUAAGAGAAAAAGUGAAAAGUACGUAACUAGAAUAAUACGCAAUGCAUGUAACACUCGUAGUAUUAUUAUCGAAAUAUGUAAAUCUAAUGCUCAAAUACAAGGACUUGCCAGUUCUUACUGAAUGAAAUCACAUUCCAAAUGGG